Chenopodium quinoa (quinoa) is the source of this 1011-nucleotide messenger RNA. RefSeq lists its product as uncharacterized. The transcript is spliced from 2 exons. The record is from RefSeq and is a predicted model, not a curated record. Bases 1 to 1011 code for a protein of 336 amino acids. NCBI's taxonomy places the organism in Eukaryota, Viridiplantae, Streptophyta, Magnoliopsida, Caryophyllales, Amaranthaceae. Gene Ontology annotation, molecular function: zinc ion binding.
AUGGACAAGAUACAGGUUGUGAAUCCAAGUGCUUGUGAAUGGUUGGCUGAUCUGGGGGAGCAGUCAAGAUGGACGAGGCACAAAUUUGAUCCAAACAUUUGCAGUGAUGAGAACAAGACCAACUUUGUGGAGAGCUUCAACUCAACUUUAGGUAUAGACAGAUGCAGGCCUGUCUUAACACUUUUGGAAGGUAUUAGAAGAAUGUGCAUGGUUAGACUGUCAACAAGAAGACAAAGGUGCAACAAAUGGAAUGAGGAUGAACCAUGCCCUAACAUAGUAAAGAGAAUAAGGAGUUUGACCUUUGAAUCAAGAACUUGCAAAGCUUAUCAAUCAAGUGAGGGUGAAUAUGAAGUGAAGGAUGGGAAAUCUAUGCUACCUGUGUCACUACACAGGAAGACAUGUCUUUGUGGGGCAUGGCAAAUUUCAGGAUUGCCUUGCAAACAUGCAAUCAGAGCAAUCUUGGCUGCUGGAUUGAACCCAUACCAUUUCUGCAGCACAUGGUUCUCAGUCCAAACUUUUAAGCAAGCAUAUGCCAAUCCAAUACACCCUGUACCAGAUUUUGAGCACUGGCCAGAGAUUGAUGUGCCUACAAUACUACCACCUGUGAUGAAAAGAGCCAUUGGUAGGCCAUCUAGACAAAGAAAAAGGGCAGCUGAUGAACCAGACAAAGGGAAAAGGUCCACAACAGUCCAAUGUAAAAAAUGUAUGUGUUAUGGACACAACAAACAAACAUGUAAGAGUGGACUUACAGCAGCAGAGCAGAGAAAGGCAAGAGCUAAAAAUACAGCAAAGAAAACUUCUCAAUCCUCUAAACACAGUGCACCAAAGAGCACAUCCACAGCAAACCCACCAGACCCUCCAAGAAGAUUCACAAGAAGCUCAUUGCAGUCUCUUUCACAACCACAUCCCUCCAUUAACACAACUCAGACUUCAUAUGAAGCUACUCAAGGUCCAAGUAGCCAACCUGUUACUAGGACAAGGAAGGGUAACAAAGGAAAGAACAAAGUCUGA